UGCAAAACAUUGUAAUAGCAGAUUUAUUUUGUGUGUAUGUUAAUAAUUUUCCUAGUUUUUUUAAAAUUUUUUAUUUUGUAUUUUCAUUCAUCAAAUGCAUCACAAAUUUUGUUUAAACAAAGUCUUGGAAAAUUUACUGAUAGCAAUCAAUGCCAAAGGAACAAUCACGAGUGGCAUCUACUUCUACUGGUGAAGAAGAAGUAGAUGUUAAGCCAGACUUAAAUGAUAUUUUAAGAUGUGGAGCAUGUGAGCAGUUAUUCUUUAAUUUGGAUGACUUUGUUGCACACAAGAGUGACAAUUGUGUUGCACCAAAAGAUGCAGCAAGUUCAGGGGAAGAAAGUGAAAUUGAAGUUAUUCGGCAUGAUCCAAGUAAGGUAAAGAAACAUACAAAGAGUACCAAAAAGUUAUAUGAUGAAUACGAAGAAGAAUAUCAUUCCUUGUAUGGUCACAAGAAAAAAUCUAAGUACAAUGAUUAUUAUCUUUCCAAAAAGGAUAAAAAACACAAAUAUAAAGAUAAAAAGAGUUUAUAUGCAGACAUUCAAAUAAAAAGUGAGCCUUUAGAUGAAUAUGAGGAAGCCACUUACUGUGGUAUAUGUGAAAACUGUUUACGAACAGAAGAUUGUGAAGAAUGUGAUGUUUGUAUUAAAAAAAAAUCUGGUUCAUGGAAAUAUGCUACCAAACGAUGCCUUUUACGUCAGUGCAUUGAAGAAAUCAAUGGUCAAGUAUACCAAGUUGAGAAAGUUCUAGAUAAAAGGAUUGUUGAUGGCCGGGUGGAAUAUUUUUUGAAGUGGAAAGGCUAUCCUGACUCUCAAAAUGGUUGGGAACCAGAAGAAAAUAUAUAUAGCAAGGACCUUAUUUAUGAGUAUGAAAGGAAACAAGAAUUGGAGGAAAAGAAACGACUGGCAGCAGUUAAGCGAUCACUUCAAGAUCCUUCAGGUUCUACUCCUGCUAAAAAAGUCAAGCUUGGAUCUGAUGAUAUCGUUUCUGGAACUGUUGUUGCUACAGAUUCUUUAUUGCAAGCUUUGGGUAUUCACCGGGACUUAAGUGAGGUACAGAAUGACAGCAAUAAAAAGUUUUCAAAAGAGAAAGAUAGUGAAGAAAAAAUGUGGGAGAUUUUAAAUAAAAUUCCCACUAGUGUUGCUCAAGAUGGUAGUGGAGAUCGGUCUAAUGAAGGCCCUUCUGCUAUUUAUUUGCCAAAACCUGGUGAGCCUGGAAAGUACAUAUUAGUUAUGGGAGAACAGAAUCAAUUAAGUUUGUUGGAACAGUCCAAUUUAGACCCUAAAGUAUCUUUAGGAAAGAAACUGGUACCUGAAAUAAUUCUCAAUAAGAAUGAAACAAAUUUUUAUCCUACGAUCAAAGUUGAAGCUGAUGAUGAUGAUAUACAAGUAAUAUCUCAUACCCCCAAGAAAACAAAUACUAAUUUGUAUAGUUAUAUGACAAAUACAACAACACGUAAAAAGAAACCUGGAAGACCCAAAAAACCAAAAGUCGUAGAACCUCCAAGUUUCACUCAUGAUGAAACAACAAAUGAUUCUCAACAGAAAGAGGAUGAACCCGUUUCUGGUAGACGUCGACGUGGAAAGCUUCCAUCUAGAUGGAAUGAUUACAUUGUUGAAAAUUUUGAUGAGGCAAUAACAUCAUCAACACCUAAACCUAAAUUAGGCAAAUUUUCAGAAUCUGAAAUGGAUGUUUCUGGAGACAGCAACUUUGAGGAUAAUCUUUCAGGCAAUUUUGAAGAAGAAGAAGAUGAUGAUAUCAUUCUUCCUGAUGGCACAGCUCGACGUGGAAGUAAAGGCAGUGGAAUUAAAAUGCCUCGGCCUGUGGUCAUUCCCCUUGGUGGUGAUGCUCCCCAGCAGUCAUCUGCUAAUGCUGGCUCUUCUGUUGAACAAAUGUGGAAAUUCCCAUCCACUAAGAAACGUGGUAGGCCACGCAAAUUUGAACCUCAGCGCCACAUUAUUGUACAGAACAUACCUCCAAGUACUUUUACUUCUCCUGCUGGUACAAAGCCUGAAUUCCGACAAAGGACAUUGACAGUCACACCCAUAUUCAAGACUAAUACAGUAUUAUCCAGACCGAUUGCUCCUAGACCUGAGCCAGGCAUGAAGGUACUUCAGACUGGUUCCGGAGAAAAAAUACUUGUGCCUGAAUCAGGUGAUGAAAAUUCAAUGACAGCAGAUGAUGCAAAUAUGUCUGGCAUGUCUAGUCUUGAUAAUAGUAUCAAUUAUCGUGAGUUAAUAAGUGAUCCAAACUUCAGUCCUCUAAAAAAAGGUCCUGUACGCAAGUCUUUUCAGUUUAGUCCUGAAGUUUUGCACCGAAUGCCUAGUUCUCGUGGAAGGGGAAGUUCACAUGGUUUAAAACGUAGGCCAGGGAGACCUCGGAAAGAAGACCAAUUAAGUCGUUUAACUAAUGGAGGUUAUCUUGGUGCCACAUUAAGUGAAUUGAUGACCAGAAAAAGCUCUAUUGUGAGUCGAAAAAUCAAAGAGGAGAGAGAGAUAAAAAAGAAUCGUAUAUUUGUAGUUAUGCAAGAUGGAACUAUGGUAGAAGUCAGUGGUAAUGACCGGCAAAAAGCUGUUCUGAAAGCAACUGCUAAAGUUGAAGCAAUAAGACGAAGUGUUGGAAGGAUUAGAGAAAUAGAAAAAGCUAAGUAUAUGGAAGAGGAUGAAGAUGAUUAUGAUGAUCCCAAAAAACCAGGGUCGAGAUAUGCUUAUGCUCUUAAAAAGCGGGGUGAUACAAGACCUGCUCUUGAGGAUUGCACUCUUGAGACGAUUGAUGAUUACAAUGCAAUGAUUUUACCGAACUCAGUACAGCUUGUUGAAAGUGAAUUGCCUCUUAGUGAAGCUGAUAACUGCGACAAGUUAUCCGGAAUGUUCUUGUUCCGUCAAAUAUUUUCUUCAUAUGAUAACACACUUCAGUGCCUAUUCUGCAGGAACAAAUAUUCCCUUCGCUUUCCUGCUGAUCUUGAAAAACACUAUCAUGUAAUUCAUGAACUUGCAGUGCAUACUAAUAAGGCCGAGUUUAAUGAAAAUAUUGUUUUUGUCUGUGUACCAUCUGAUGUAAAUGAAGAUACCACUCUGAAUUCUGGCUGUCGCUUCUGUGACACAAUUCUCAAAACUUUGUCUGAAGUUCGAGACCAUUAUCCAAACGCACAUAACAAAACUGUAAGAUUAGUUCCAGAAUCAGAUGUGACAGAAAUUGGUAAUUUCUUUUAUUGUGGACUUUGUGGUCAUCCUUCAGCUGAUUUUUCAACUCAUCAUAAUCAUAUGAAACAGAUGCACAGAAUGCAAACAUAUGUUUGCCGUUACUGUACAUAUUGUACUUCAAGGCCAAGUCGGUUGAGAACUCAUGUCAAACAGAGACAUUUACAGGAUCAACCUGGACCUCAUUUACAGUGUUCUGUGUGUUCUGUUUAUGUGCAUGGUAAAGACAGGCUGACAAAGCAUAUCAUGCUCUCUCAUGCAGUCCAGACAGGUCCUAAAACAUGGUCUUGUGCAAAGUGCCUUUAUCCAUAUGGUGAUCCUCAUGAAUUAAUGAAUCACAUACCCACUUGCCCAAAACUACAGUCUAAUACUGAAGCAAAGACUGGUGGAAAUGAAGCACAACCUGUUAAAGAAGUCCUUUUUUAUAAAUGCAACAAUUGUUCUCUCACUUUUGCCUCGGAGGAAGAAAUCAAAAAACAUAUGGCUGAAGAAAUCCAUGAUCCGGGAGCCAUUGAAGAAGUGAUUCGUUCCACAGACAGUCAUGAAGGUGGUCUACAAGACAAUCUCCAAGCAGCGAAAUGUGAUCCUGCUACUUUUGAUCACAAAACUUGCUUCUUAUGCUUUAUGAGAUUCCCUACUGUGGAAAUGUGUAAAAAACAUCAGCAUCAUGUCCAUAUGCGAUGGGUGACUAAAGGGUUACCAGAUUAUUCUAAAGAUGGUUAUUCGGGUUUGUAUAACCCCUAUUAUUUCUUGGAGCUUAACAAGAAUGAAAAUGAAGGAGAAAUUGGACAAGCUAUUCAAGAAAUCCAAUCAAAUGCAGUACUUGAGAUGUCUCUUGGUCAGAAUGAUGCAUCUUCUUUAAUCAGUAAUCUUGAACAAUUUGAAUUGAAUGUAAAAUCUCAGAUAAAUGGGCAACAAAUUUUUGCUCAAGGUACAACAGAGACAGCAGAAGGAGAACAAGCUGUCACAGUAUCAAUUAAAGAAACACUUCUUGAUCAGCCAACAGGAUCAGAUUUCAUUUCAAAUGAUAUAGGAGAUCCUAGCAAAGCUGAAAAAACCUUUGAAGCAAUGGACUUCCUGGAUCUUCCUGGAGAUAAAAAUGACAGUGAAGGAGAUAGGUUAAAUUUCAACAAAGAAUUGUCGUUGCCUAGUAUUCCUAUAAGAGAAGAAUCAGAUGUAAGCAAAGAAUAUAGAAGACUUGGUGAAUUCGAUGUCUCACUUGAUGAUUUGCCUGAUGAGAAAGAACUUGCAGAAAUUGGAUUCCCUGCAAAGGUUGGACAUUUUUGCCAUAUAUGUGAUGCAGUCAUCAAGAGCUAUCGAUUGUAUUACCUUCAUAUGCAUAACCUACAUCAAAUGGAAAAGAGAUUUCAGUGCAUUAUCACAGCUUGUAAAAAGACAUAUUCUGAUGCUUACAGUUUUCAUCAACAUGUUUAUAAUGGGCAUAAUCAAAAGAGUGAACAUUAUUGCAGCAUGUGUGACAAUGUGUUUGCUGAUGAUGAAGAACUACAGGAUCAUCUUAUCAGUGCAGACCAUGCUAACAAGUAUAUGCAAGUGCAGGAAAAAUACAAUAGAACUGAACCCCGAAACCACAGAUGUAAAGUAUGUCACAGUUGGUUUGGUUUAUUUGCAACAUUUGUGAAACACAUGGAAACAGAAGGUCAUAGCUAUCAGUGUCGAGAAUGUGGUUUACUUUUUGUACAGCCUGGACCUAGACGAAACCACAUCCAAAGUGUUCAUCCAGAAAUUGCAAACAUCUGUGAGAUUUGUAACAUGAAAUUGGCUACAUCUGCACAAUUGUGGCAGCAUCUGUCUACACAUAACAUUGUUCAUGAAUGUUCAAAAUGUCACAGAAGAUUCUUACAGAAAGAACAAUUAGUUGCCCAUUCUGAAGUACAUGCGCCUCCAACUCCAUGUCCUUGGGAAGGCUGCAAUAGAAAGUUAGCAACAAAAGUUGGCCUCUUCAAUCAUUUGAGGAUGCAUAGAGGAGAUACAGAUUUCAAAUGUAGUAUUUGCAAUAAAGGAUUUUUCAAGAAGAAAACAUUGGAGAGUCAUAUGAAAAUCCAUGAUGAAAGAGCACCUAUGCAAAUGCCUGCUAGUAGAGGACGCAAGAGCGUUAUGAUGGGUAGAAGUGGCCAUGUUGAAAUGAAUCAACAUGUCGAGGAAAUACAAAUUGAGCAAGCAGAAGAAUCUAUUGAUUCUAAUCAAACAGAAAUGAUCCAAUUAGUGUGUGCUGGAUGCAUGCGUCCAUUUGAAUCUGAAAAUCACUUCCAAGCUCACAUUUGCACUGGCCAAGCAGCUACUGAUGCUCAGGGCCAAGUUGUUGUCACUACUGGCCAGCCUGUAUUUGGACAAGAUCAUCAAAUAAUAGUGCAGACUGGUGGAAAUGGAACUGAAACAACAAUAGAUGCUGACCAACUUGUUGCCACUGCACAUCAGACUCUUGCUAGUUCUUUAAAUUUGUCAUCACAAGAAUUUGCUGAACAACUUGCUCGGGUUGUUGCUGAAGCUGCUGGACCUGGAGGACCAGGGCAGGUUACAGUGUCCAUUGCUCCUAGUGCCAAGUUGGAUGAGUCUGGAGCUGUUUCUGUUAGUAUCCCUGAAUAUGAAGAUUCUGCUGGUUUGCCUGAAGAAGGCACUGUUGUGUUUAACCAGGAAAACGGUACUAGUACUAUCAUGACUGCUCACCAUCUUGUUGAUGCGGUGGAUCAAGCAGAACUUCAGCAGAUACAGACUAAUGAAAUUGUUACAGAUGAGCAUGGUAAUCAGACAAUUUUGAUAAAGAAUGGAGGGGAUGAAAACCUCAUGAUACAAGAAUCACUGGAUCAAGGAAAGGAUGAUUCACACCACUCUUCAGAACAUGCUGUGUUUGCUGUGGAUAGUGAUGGCCAGCAUGUACUUGUGCCAGUUGAAGGUAAUCUGCAAGCAGAUGGACAAGCUACAAUGGAUUUCCAGACUCAAGGAAAUCAAGAUGCAACUGAGGAAUUUGUUGCACAGAUUUCAAUGGGAAGGAAUAAGGGAGAUGGAACUCUUGUUGAAAAUGUCCAAGGAGAAAAUGAUGCCCAAUUGAAAUCAAUCCUGGAAGUCGGGCAAUUAGAAGGUGACGAUUCACAAGAGAAUGCCCAGAUUGUUAUGAUGGUUUCCAAUGAUCAAGGUGGAGAAGGUGAAGGCCAGCAAGUACCUAUUCAGCUGCCUGAAGAUCAACCCUAUGCCAGUGCAGCACUGUUGAAGAUACCUACUGCAGAUGGUGGACAUCAGAUGCUUAUUAUUCCAAUCAAUGCUAAUGAAAAUGGCAAUACUGUUCUGACCCUUCCUGAAGGAUAUACUUUGGGUGGUGGUGAUGGCGAUGGAAAUAUAACUUUGGCUCUGGAUCCUAAUUCAUUACCACUUGGUGAAGGUGGAGAGCCUCAACAAUUAAUGUUGCCUGUAGAUGCUGAUGGACAAAUAAAUUUGGAAAGCUUACUUCAGAACACCACAGUUGAUGCAUUACCAAAUGAAGGUUGACAGAUAUCUCCAUCUGAAUGAAAUCCAUAUUCGUGAUGGUUCACAUGGUCAUUGUAAUCUAGUAUUCAUCAAGAAACUUAAUUAAGUUUGCUUUUCCUCCUAUGCCUUUAAUUGAAGUUUCUGUUAAAUUUCUUUUUGUAAUAUAAUCAUUUGUUUUGCUCAUCUUUUUUGCCAAUGAAUUACGAUUUAUACAACUGUAUUCAUUUUUAUCUCUCGAUCUUAUAUAUAUGAUUUAACAGAAGCUUUUUGUGUAGUUAAAUGUUUUCGUCUCAACUUGUUAACUUAUUUUUUCAGUUAUCUUCAUUUCCUUUGUGCAUAAACGUCAACUUCGCCAUUGUAAAACCCAUAUGCAUACUAUAUUAGUAUCUAUAAAUAUAUUUGUAAAUAUAAAGGAGAAAUGUCUAUAUGGAUUUUUAACUGUUCAUUCAUCCAAAGGCUUCCUUAAGAUUGCAUUGCAGUCUUAGCUUGAAUCGUCAUUAAAUUUUUGCACUUCAUUCAUAAUUUUUUCCCCAGGUUCUGCUGCUUGGGGAGAGUGACUGUUAAUGCACUCUACAUUUUUGGGUUUGAUAUUAGUAUUGAAAAUAAACAGUAAUUAAUUUUGCUAGACUUGAAUAAUUUGCUAUGUAUUAUUCAAUAAAUUAUGUACAUAUUGCUAUCCUUUUAAA
Messenger RNA from Argiope bruennichi, 7363 nucleotides. RefSeq lists its product as uncharacterized. Bases 150 to 6698 code for a protein of 2182 amino acids. Gene Ontology annotation, molecular function: DNA-binding transcription factor activity, RNA polymerase II-specific; zinc ion binding; RNA polymerase II cis-regulatory region sequence-specific DNA binding. Gene Ontology annotation, biological process: regulation of DNA-templated transcription. The transcript is spliced from 19 exons. The record is from RefSeq and is a predicted model, not a curated record. Gene Ontology annotation, cellular component: nucleus. NCBI's taxonomy places the organism in Eukaryota, Metazoa, Arthropoda, Arachnida, Araneae, Araneidae.